AUGAAGCUCACUUUCGUGGCUCUGGCUUUGGCCUUGGCUGCUACCGCACAGUGCGGAACUAUCCCCAAGAUCGUUGAUGAUGAUCCCAGCAUGAUUGGUGCCGGUUCUAAGCCUGUGAUGCACGAUGAGACACGCGAGCUCCGAUACCGCAAGGGCCCUCAGACUACCGACGGUACUGGAUCUACCCUUCAUUCUGGCCUCACCGUUCAGCUCGACUCCAGGCCCAAGUCCAAGUGCAUGUACGACAUGAACACCUUUGUCGAGUCCAACCUCAACUACGGCACUGAUGGUGGUCUUUACGCUGAGAUGAUCCGAAACCGCGCGUUCCAGUCUGCCGCCGACGCCGUCUUUGGUGCGGGCAAGAACGACGCCAUUGGUUCUGGCUCUUUAACCGCUUGGCAGCCCGUAGCCGAUUCCAAGCUCGAUCUCGUCGCCGAUAAGCCUCUCUCUGCUGCUUUGCCCAAGUCUGCCAAGAUCACUUGCACGUCGGGUGUCCCUUGCGGUCUCAAGAACCUCGGCUUCUUCGGUAUGCCCGUUGAGGCUGGUGAAACAUACAACGCCAGCUUCUACAUUCGUACCGAAAAGCCUGCGAAGCUCAGCCUCACCUACGGUCUUUACAACGUCGAUCUCACCCAGAGAUACGCCGAGAGAAAUGAGAUUGUCGAGGUUAACGGCCACUGGACUCCCGUCCACAGUGUUUUUUCGCCUCGGGUCGGUGCCAAGGAUAUCAACAAUGUUUUCGCUAUCAAGACCGACAGCAGUAUCGAGUCGUUCCAGAUCAACCUUGUUAGUCUUUUCCCCGUUCCUUACCCCGAUACCGUUGCUAGGCGCGAUCUUGCCGAGAAGUUCCUCAAGUUCAAGCCCAAGGCUAUCCGAUGGCCUGGUGGUAACGACCUUACUGGUGCCACGAUCGAAUCUCGCUUCCGGUGGGAAAAAACCAUUGGUCCCCUCGAGGACCGACCUGGUCGGCUGGGCAACUGGGCUGGCUGGAACACCGACGGCCUUGGCGUUGUCGAGAUGUACAACUUCAUCUCUAAGAUGGGAGCUCGUCUCAUCGUUGGUCUCUGGGCUGGUGUUGAUGCCAACGGCAAGUCGGUUCCCCUUAAGGACCUUGAGCCUUAUGUUCAGGAGCAGGUCGACUUUGUCCACUUCUUGCUUGACACUAAAGGCAAGUUCGCCGAACUUCGUUUCAAUAGCGGUGGUCCUAAGCAGCCUUACGACGUUCAGGCCUUCAUGAUCGGAAACGAAGGUGGACUCAAGCCUGAUGUUGACUACCAGACCCGAUUCGACAUGAUCACCAACCGUCUCAAGAAGGAGUUUGCCGGCUACAAGGGCUUCGAUGAGAUCGACCUCAUUGCUUCCGCCGCUGUUACCGUCCCCACUGGCUACAAGUAUCGAGUCGACCUUCUCAACCAGCCCAUCUACGGCAUUCCUUCCGACUUCAUCGAAAGGUACCACAUGUAUGACGAUGCCUCUCGUACCAACAACACCGUGUUCUACAGCAUGGAGUUCGCCGUUAUCAACUCUGGCAUGGAAGCCGAUGACAACGUCUGGUUCGGUCCUGGUCGACUCCACCACUCCAUCCUCCAAGGAUCUCUUGCCGAGUCGGUCUUCAUCCUGGGUAUGGAGAACAACUGUGACAUCGUCCGUGGUGCCGCAUAUGCUCCUGAACUCUCUAACGAGUCGGAUGACCGGGCUUCACAGUCUACUCCCGGCUUGCUCGAGUUCGACACCACCAAGGUUAUCAGUUCGACCUCUUGGUUGAUGCAGAGCCUCAUCUCUGCCAACCGCAUCAGCCAGAACUUGGCCAUCAAGAACAGCAAGGAGCUCGAAAAAGCUAAGAUCUACGUCUCCGCCGGUCUUGAUGACAAGAACAAUGUGGUGGUCAAGUUGGUCAACUACAGCGAGAAACCUACCUACGUGAACAUCGAUGCUGGUGUGCAGUUGGGCGCUGAUACUCGGUGCAAGGAGGUGGCGGGUGAAGGUCCGUUGGACUCGAACACUCUGAAGAAGCAGAGCGUUAAGACUGCUACUUGCACUGCUAAGGCUACCGGUAAGCUGGUCUCGGUCGAGUUGAAGAAGUGGUCGUUUACUGUGAUCACUGCCGGGACCGCUAGCAAGUAA
Ustilago hordei is the source of this 2124-nucleotide messenger RNA. RefSeq lists its product as uncharacterized. The record is from RefSeq and is a predicted model, not a curated record. The transcript is spliced from 2 exons. Lineage: Eukaryota; Fungi; Basidiomycota; Ustilaginomycetes; Ustilaginales; Ustilaginaceae. The coding region runs from base 1 to 2124 and encodes 707 amino acids. Gene Ontology annotation, molecular function: alpha-L-arabinofuranosidase activity. Gene Ontology annotation, biological process: L-arabinose metabolic process.